Messenger RNA from Chelmon rostratus (copperband butterflyfish), 1431 nucleotides. RefSeq names its product tektin 1 (gene tekt1). The record is from RefSeq and is a predicted model, not a curated record. Gene Ontology annotation, cellular component: microtubule cytoskeleton; nucleus. The transcript is spliced from 7 exons. Gene Ontology annotation, biological process: cilium assembly; cilium movement involved in cell motility. NCBI's taxonomy places the organism in Eukaryota, Metazoa, Chordata, Actinopteri, Chaetodontiformes, Chaetodontidae. The coding region runs from base 1 to 1167 and encodes 388 amino acids.
AUGCCCGCCCAAAAGCCCAGCCUUGGCAGUAUUGAGGCUACGCAGAACCACUCCGAGCUCUUCAGAGCAGAAUGCGCCAGGCUGAUCUCAGAAAGUGACAAAGCAUGCAAACACAUGCAAAAUGAUGAAAACAAGCAACUGGAUCAGCGGAGCAGAGACAUCCAGUUUCUGAAGAAGGAGUUAGAGCUGAAGUUGGAGGAGAUCAUUGUGGAGAUUGAUGACCUCAUUGAGUUACAGAGCAGAGUGGUGAAAGCCCUGGAGGCCUCCAAAGAGCCUCUGAAAGUCACCGUUCUCUGUCUGGAGGAGAGAAUGAAACGUCUGCCCUUUGAGAGGCUGCAUGAUGAGGUGUACAGAGAGCUGCUGAAGGAGAGGGAGGUUAUUGAGGGAGUGGCCACCCCUCUCCAGCGUGUAGUGGAGCAGAUCAUUGAGCAGAUACGACUGAACCGAUCUGCCAAGUACCACCUGGAGCAGGAUCUGAAGGAGAAAUCUGAGGCCCUGUGCAUCGACAGCUCCUGUGCCCUAAUGACCACCUGUUCCAUCAGCAACCUGCAGAAGUCCAGAAACACCAACACUGUUCUGCAGAGCUCGGCAGUGACUCCAAAGCAGUACGAGAACAUCUCAGACAUCAACAUAGCCAAAGCGGAGCAGCAGAAGACCAACUCUCGGUCCCUGCGGGCACUGGUGGAGUCUCUCCUGGAGCAGGUGGCCUCUGACAUGCAGAAGCAAGUCCAGGCCACGACGGCAGCCUUUCAGCUGAAGGUCCAGGAGAUCAAGUCUGCCAAGAGCCAGAUGGAGGAUCAGCUGGCCAAGAUCCUGUCUGAGAUCGGCAGCCAGCAGAGGACCAGUGAGGAUCUCCGCGUCGCCAUUGCAGAGAAUGAACAUGCUCUGAGUUUGGCUCAGGCCCGGCUGGCUCUGCGCCAUCAGAGGCCUGCCAAAGAGCGAUGCCACGAUCCAGCACAGUCCCAGCUCCUCGCCGAGGUCCGGCAGCUCACUGCUCAAGUCACCAAACUGCGUGAGGCAGCGGCCCAAUCAGAGGACGAGCAGAGGGCUCUGGUUCGCUGCCAGCUGCAGCUGCAGGAAAACAUCGAGACCGAAGCCAAUGCUCUCUACAUCGACGAGGUCGUCUGCCCCCAGCACAGGGAGCCCAUUAUCAUACAUCACUUCUGAGCAGUCGGCAACAUCAAAGGUCUACAUAAACGGAGUAUUUCUUCAAAAUGCAGUUCUAUAAAAUUCACUUCCAAAUAUACAAUAUGUAUGUGUGACUGGAGUUCUGUUUCAUUGCUCUAAACAUGGUUUCAAUGCUUCAGUUUCCUCUGAGGUCUUCACUGUGAGAGCUGUGUGACAUGUUUUGUGCUGUCUGACCGUAAUGGUUCCACUGGUUUUAGUCCUUUUUGUUUGUCUGAGCUCCUCAUAAAAAACUUCCAUAAUAAA